Babesia bovis T2Bo is the source of this 2444-nucleotide messenger RNA. RefSeq names its product ATP-dependent metalloprotease FtsH/HflB family protein. Gene Ontology annotation, biological process: protein-containing complex assembly; mitochondrial protein processing. Gene Ontology annotation, molecular function: ATP-dependent peptidase activity; ATP hydrolysis activity; metalloendopeptidase activity. Gene Ontology annotation, cellular component: m-AAA complex; membrane. The record is from RefSeq and is a predicted model, not a curated record. The coding region runs from base 21 to 2414 and encodes 797 amino acids. The transcript has 2 exons. Lineage: Eukaryota; Apicomplexa; Aconoidasida; Piroplasmida; Babesiidae.
UACACAAUAACAACGUGACCAUGACGAUAUUGAGUCGCCAGGCACUGCGACGUGUAUUCGGUGCGUCUGGCCAUCGUUUUCUACGUAAUAACGGCAUUGGUACCGUCAGAGUUCUCCCAGAACACCAUCACUUGGGCUCAAGCCUUCCCAGACAAUAUGGUACCACAGUGGUACUUGAUCUAAGUGCCAUACAACCAAAAUCUAAACGAUUUGUAACAAGUUACCAAGUGCUGGCGGCAAAACCGCCAACUGGAUUUGGCAAAUUCACAAGGAAAGAUGAUGCAACAGAGGACACAAAUAACAAAGAGACUCCAGCAGCAUCAGAUGACAAAAACCCAAGUGAAAAAGGUAAAGAUAACACAAAUGAAACAAAGGAUCAAAAGAAUGAUGAUGAUCGUAAAGGAUUUGGAAGAUUAAUGGAACCAUAUACAUUGAUUAUCAUAGGCAUAGGGUCAAUGCUACUACUGGAUGUACUAGAUAGCGGUGGAUUGCGCAACGAAAUAACACUACAAGAGUUCAUUGGCAAGUAUCUCAUGAAGGGACUGGUAGAACGUAUACAAAUAGUGAACAAAGAGUUUUGUAGAUGCUCACUGGUUACAGGAGUUGACCAUACAAUGCCACGAGUAGUCAGCUUUAGAAUAGGCUCUUUGGAAGCUUUCGAGCAGAAGCUAGAUGAUAUACAGGCGUCCAUGGGUAUACACCCGCAGGACUAUAUCGGAAUACACUACGUCAACGAAGUAAAUGUACUGGGAGAAUUGAAACAUUAUAUACCCUUCAUGGUGGUAAUGAUGCUGCUUGGAUUAGGGCUGCGUAAAUUGACAGUCAGAAGCACUGGUGGAAUGGACCGCUUCUUUAGAAUGGGAAAGAUGAACAUAGUAGAUGCCAAGGACGUCAAAGUUGAUGUUAAGUUCAAAGAUGUAGCCGGUAUGCACGAAGCUAAAAAGGAGAUUAGCGAGUUUGUUGAUUUCUUAAAAAACCCAAAGGCAUACGAACACUAUGGCGCAAAGAUACCGAAGGGAGCACUUCUUUGUGGAGCACCGGGUACAGGUAAAACACUACUGGCAAAGGCCGUAGCAGGUGAAGCGAACGUACCAUUUUACUCAAUAUCAGGAAGUGAUUUCAUAGAAGUGUUCGUAGGAGUAGGGCCAUCGAGGGUCCGGGAUCUAUUUGAAAAAGCAAGGAAAAACGCACCAGCAAUUGUAUUCAUUGAUGAAAUUGACGCCGUAGGAAAGAAACGCGCUAAAGGAGGCUUCUCAGCAGGAGCUAACGAUGAAAGAGAGAAUACACUCAACCAGAUACUGGUCGAAAUGGACGGUUUCAAGUCAAGUAGCGGAGUUAUAGUACUGGCCGGCACCAACAGAGCGGAUAUCCUGGACCCAGCUUUAGUGAGGCCGGGAAGAUUUGAUCGCACAAUUACUAUCAACAAACCGGAUCUAGACGAACGGUUUGAAAUAUUUAAAGUACACCUAUCACCAAUCAAAUUGAACAAGAACCUUGAUAUGGAUGAUGUGGCACGCAGGCUAGCUGCACUCACACCCAGCUUCGUGGGAGCGGAAAUAGCCAACGUGUCAAAUGAAGCAGCAAUACAGGCAGUUAGGCGCAAGAGCACCGACGGAGUAUCGCUGGCGGAUUUUGACGCAGCAAUUGAACGUGUUAUGGCAGGAUUACGUAGGUCCAACGCACUGCUGUCGCCAGCGCAAAAGCUGGCUGUGGCGUACCACGAAGUGGGACAUGCCCUAAUCGGAUGGUGGCUAGAACAUGCGGACCCGGUGCUAAAGGUAUCAAUCAUACCCAGGAGCAGUGGAGCACUAGGAUUUUCACAACAAUUGCCAGAUGAAGCCAUGCUAUUCAGCAGAGAGGCAUUACUAGACAAGGUAGCAGUAAUGCUAGGAGGACGUGCUGCAGAGGAUAUAUUUAUAGGACGUAUUACCACAGGUGCUACAGACGACCUGAACAAAGUAACACGCAUGUGCUAUGCUUUCGUCUCGCAAUGGGGAAUGAACCCAGCAUUAGGAUUGGUAUCAUACCAGCGCGGAUCCGGUGAUGAACCGGAAUUCUAUCGCACAUAUUCCGAAAACACAGCGCAACUCAUAGAUACCGAAGUAAGGACAAUGAUAGAAAGCCAAUACGCACGAGUGAAGAGCAUGCUCAGAGAAAAAGCUGAACUUGUACAUAAACUGUCUAAGCUACUCUACCAAAGAGAGACCAUCACAUACCACGAUAUCGCAUCGUGCAUUGGAGAACGAGAGUUCCCUGUUGAAGAGAAGCUGCGCCCAUAUGUACUAAGCGGAAUUGAAGGAAGGGUUGAACCCAUCAAAUUGCCAGAAACUACAGGCGAAGCUAUAAACGAAAUUAAGGGCACCGAGAAAAGCGAUGACAAUACCCAAGAGACCAACUCAGAAGUGUCUAAAUAAAAUACUAACAGAAUGUUAAGUAUAAUUAGU